Striga asiatica is the source of this 522-nucleotide messenger RNA. NCBI's taxonomy places the organism in Eukaryota, Viridiplantae, Streptophyta, Magnoliopsida, Lamiales, Orobanchaceae. The record is from the annotation of a GenBank genome assembly.
AUGGCGGCAACAGACAGCACAGAAUCACAACCCUCCGCACCCCCAAUUCGAGAAAAUCGAGAUUAUCCCAAUCUGCUCCUCAAGCUAAUGAGCAAGAGAAGAACAUGGGUCUGCCUCUUUGUAUCCGUUUACGCCGUCCUACUUUCUCUCUCAUGGAACCUCCUCAAAUCCGUCCUCUCAUGGUACGAAUUCGAGUCCACGUCAGUAUAUACUUCUUCCUCGUCCGGGUGGCUGGUGCUGUACGCCUCUCUGCUUCUCGGCGUUGCUUUCGGCGUUUUGUCCAUUGUGGCGGCGCUGGCGGUGGCCGUGCCGGCCACCAUGGUGACGUGGAUAACCGUCCUCGUGCUCUUGACUUUCUGCGGGAAGCCGAGAAAGGCUCUGGUUGUGGAGGGCAAGAAAUUGACGGCUGAGAUUGUUGAGUUUGUGGUCAGGGUUUUGAUCAAGGAAGGGAAUAUUGUUGCUGCGAUUUGUGCAGUUCUAGGAUAUUAUGCCCUGGUUGGGAGGAAUAAGGAUGUUGAUUGA